AUUAAUUGAAAAUUUGGAGAGAGAGAGAGAGAGAGAGAAGGGUUUUCUGUGCGCGAAGUUGCGAGAUAGAGAGGGCUUAGAUUAUCUUCUCCUUUCAGCUGAUUCCGCGACAGAGCCGAGCGAGCGAGCCAGAGAGAGAGGGGAGGCAAUCGGGUUGCGUAGAUCUGAAUUGUAGAGAGAGAAAGUGUGUGUGUGUGCGCGUUAAGAGAGAGAGGGAGAGAGAGAUAGAGAGCAUGAGUAGCAGAGGCGGCAACAAUGGCGGCGCUUUACAAUCAAUCCCGCCGUCGUCGAGGAAGAUGGUGCAGAGCUUGAAGGAGAUUGUCAACUGUCCCGAGCCCGAGAUCUACGCCAUGCUCAAGGAUUGUAAUAUGGACCCCAACGAGGCCGUUAAUCGCCUUCUCCUUCAAGAUCCUUUUCAUGAGGUGAAGAGCAAACGAGAAAAGAGAAAAGAGACUAAGGAUACCACAGAAUCCAGGUCACGUGGUGUUAGUGGCACUUCUAGUCGUGGCAGUAGGGGUGGCACUGAUCGUUAUGUUGGACGUGGUGGCUCAACAUACUUCAGCUCUUCUGAAACUGGGGCUAUACAUGGGAAACCUGCAUACAAGAAGGAAAAUGGAGCAAAUAAUUACUCAAGCCCCUCCUUUCCACCAUCUGAAGUUGCAGGAAAUAAUAUGAAUCGGCGACCUGCAUCCUACAGUGAUCCUUUUACCACUGAAAAUAAAACGGUGACCAUAGGCACAGUUGAUGGUAACUUGUCAUUGUCACAUACUUCUUCUGGGUAUCAUCAACCUGCCUGGACAGGAGUCCCUGGUCAAGUAUCAAUGGCUGACAUUGUUAAGAUGGGUAGGCCACAUGGCAAGCCUUCCGGCACAGCUAAUCAAUCUCAAUAUGGUGUCAGUCAUCACCAAGUUCAGGCAUCUCAAACUAAUGCAUUAUGUCACAAUUUGCACUCAUCUGAGGAUUAUCUAUCUGAGGUGCCAGAGUUAAACCAUGAACCAGGAGUUGGUACGGGCCAGCAUGAUUCUUGGAAUGACGAAUGGCCCUUGGUUGAGCAGCCAACAGCUCCUAUUGUGCCUCCUGUUUUGGAGCCACCGAAGGCUUCUGAACCGCUUACAGAUGCAUCUCACUUGUCCUCUGAAAGAGCUAAUCACUAUUCACAGACUCUGAAAGAUGAGGCCAGGACAGUUGAAGAUGCUGAUAGUCAAAUUGUUAAUGCAACCCAACUUGGAUCUGGUUCUGUUUCCAGUAGUAAGGUACCUGAGGUCAAUACUGGGGGUGCAGCAGGUGCUUCCCUUUUCAAUAGUGACAUUCAUAACAAUAUAAGUCCCUACCAGCCUCAUGAAAAUGCUGCUGAACACCAGGAAGUUGAAGGUAUUGAUGUCUCAGGGUCGUCAGUGACAUCAAACUUGCAGCAACUAAGUGUACAGGAGGAUCAAGAACCAUCACCUGAAGAAGAAGGCCCUUCAGUAAUUAUUCCUAAUCACCUGCAAGUCCAAAGUGCAGACUGCUCCCAUUUGAGCUUUGGUAGUUUUGGUUCAGGUUUCAGUACUGGGCCAUUUUCAUCUAGACCUUUACAAAGUAACCAGCAAGAGACAUCUAUAGAUGCAGAUGUUCCAUCAGUUGGGCACUCGGACACGAGAAAUCCUGAGUACUAUGAGGAUGAGCCUGUUGGUACUGCCUCAGAUGGAAAUUUAGUUCAAAGAAGUGGCACGAGUGCUGGGGGUUAUGAAACACCUUCUACUUCACAACCCGAAGUGUUAAAACCUGAAAAUGCUGAAGCACCACAUGAAAGUCAAUAUACGUUUCCCUCCUCUUCAUCCAAUUAUAACUUUGAAAAUGGCCAACAGUUCAAUCCUGCACUUCCUCAUUCCCAGUCGAGUUCUCAGAUGCAGAAUCUUGCACCAUUCUCAAAUCAGGCUUAUGCGAACUCAUUACCAAGCUCUUUAUUGGCUGCGAGUGUUCAACCUGUAAGAGAGUCUGAUCUUCCGUACUCACCCUUUCCCAUGUCUCAAUCAACGUCCACAAAGUAUGGGAACACAUUACCUUCCCUCAGCAGUUCCAUUUCUAUGCCAGAGGCUUUGAAGGCAGUUGGCUUUUCAUCUACGCUGCCCACUGCACAGACUCUGCCUGGAAGUAGCAUUGCCACUGGACCUGCUCUUCCUCAACAUCUUGCAGUGCACCCAUAUUCUCAACCUACUCUUCCUUUGGGGCCUUUUGCUAACAUGAUUGGUUAUCCGUUUUUGCCCCAGAGCUAUACAUAUAUGCCAUCUGCUUUCCAGCAAGCUUUUGCUGGUAACAACACGUACCAUCAAUCUCUUGCGGCAGUGCUUCCACAGUAUAAAAAUAGUGUCUCAGUUACCAGCCUGCCCCAGUCUGCUGCUAUUGCUUCUGGGUAUGGUGGCUUUGGAAGUUCAACCAGUGUUCCAGGCAACUUCCCCAUGAACCCCUCUGCUGCCCCUGGGGCCACAACCCUAGGUUAUGAUGACGUUUUAAGCUCUCAGUACAAGGACAGCAAUCAUUUGCUAUCUCUUCAGCAGAGUGAGAACUCGGCUGCGUGGGUUCAUGGACCCGGCCCCAGAACGAUGUCAGGUGUCCAAGCCAGCACAUAUUACGGCUUACAGGGACAGAAUCAACAGGCUUCUGGUUAUCGACAAAGUCAGCAGCCAUCACAGAACUAUGGAGCUCUGGGGAACCCCAACUUCUACCAUUCUCAUUCCGGGAUCUCUCUGGAACAUCAGCAGCAAAAUGCUAGAGAUGGGUCCCUUGUUGGCUCCCAAGGCCAGCCUUCUAAGCAGUCCCAACAGCUAUGGCAAAACAGCUACUAAUCUCAUCACCUCUUGGUUUUUCAGGGUCUUGUAUCGAGUUUGAAAGUGGCCAAUCAAGGCAUUCCCAUCCCACGGAGGAAGAAAAUAAGAAGUUACAAUCUUCUCAAGAGAACUUGACCGGCUGCUGCCCUAUGCCUUGAGGUUGUAUUUUAGAUAUUUAUUAUUGCUGGGUAAUGUAACUUAGAGGAACACGCGUGCUAAUUUGGACUUUUAGUGAACUACUUUUUCUUGUUUUGUUUUUUCAAUUUUCGUUUUUCCUUCUUUAAACUACGUUCAUGUAGUAGUGUGAAGCCGUGAGUUUCAUAUGCUUUCCAUAUUUCUAUUAGUUGCCUAACCAUUUAUCUUCUCUGUUCCCGGCACUUCUUAUUAACUGAUCACAUUAAUUCAAUAGCCCUUCUGUAUC
Molecule: messenger RNA, 3228 nt
Organism: Diospyros lotus (date-plum)
Lineage: Eukaryota; Viridiplantae; Streptophyta; Magnoliopsida; Ericales; Ebenaceae
Exons: 10
Coding region: 234-2825 (863 amino acids)
Molecular function (GO): protein binding
Source: RefSeq, a predicted model, not a curated record